UAGCAGAACCCAAACUUUUUUUUUGCAAACUCCGGGGCUGGAGGAGGAGGAGUGAGGCAUUUUUUUGUGUGUGUGUUUAAAGCAACGCCCUCCUGUUUGCAAUUCAAGGUACAAACCUCCAUUGUGAUUGUAGACGAGGGAGGAGGGUGAUUGAUGCAUCAUCAGUUGAUUAGGCAGCCCUGCCUGGUUGGGGCUGCUGUGUGUGUGAGGGAGAGAGAGUGAGUGAGAGAGAGUGAGUUCGCGAUUCACUCAAUCAGUCCCAGUCAGCGGCGAUGAGCAGUGGAGGCAGGACACUGUGAGUGAGCUCAGGAGAAACAUGGCGAGAAACAUUGCAACAGCAGCAGCGCUGCUCUGGCACAUUUGCUGCACCGUCAGGCUACUCUCGGCGCAGGACGUUAUCACCUAUGGUUACGGAGUGAACGGCUUCAGCCUCCACCCGCCUUACUUUAACUUAGCGGAGGGCACAAAGAUCACAGCCACGGCCACUUGCGGGCAGGAUGAAUCGGGAAAGCCGGUGGAAGAUCUGUAUUGCAAAUUGGUUGGCGGUCCAGUAUCUGGCGACCCCAGUCAAACUAUCCAGGGACAAUAUUGUGAUAUUUGCAAGGCAGAGAGUAACAAAGCACAUCCAAGUACCAAUGCCAUUGAUGGGACAGAACGCUGGUGGCAGAGUCCCCCUCUCUCCCGUGGCCUGGAAUACAAUGAAGUUAACGUUACACUUGACCUUGGGCAGCUCUUCCAUGUGGCUUACGUGCUGAUCAAGUUUGCAAAUUCUCCACGGCCUGAUCUUUGGGUCCUCGAGCGAUCUACAGACUUUGGAGAAACUUACUCCCCUUGGCAGUAUUUUGCUUCUUCCAAAAGAGACUGCAUUGAGAAAUUUGGACCGAAGUCUGUGGAGCGUAUUAUUAAGGAUGAUGAUGCUAUCUGCACCACAGAAUAUUCACGUAUUGUGCCUCUUGAAAAUGGGGAGAUUGUAGUUUCCUUGGUAAAUGGACGACCAGGUGCCAUGAACUUUUCUUAUUCUCCUGUGCUCCGCGACUUCACCAAAGCUACUAAUAUCCGUCUGCGGUUCCUCCGAACAAACACCCUCUUGGGUCAUUUGAUGGGCAAGGCCUUGCGGGACCCAACUGUUACACGACGGUAUUACUACAGUAUUAAGGAUAUCAGCAUAGGUGGACGUUGUGUGUGUAAUGGUCACGCUGAUGUGUGUGAUGCUAAGGACUUAUCGAAUCCAUACCGACUUCAGUGUGAUUGCCAACACAACACAUGUGGAGGGUCAUGUGAUCGCUGUUGCCCUGGAUACAAUCAACUACCUUGGAAACCAGCUACGAUAGACAGUGCAAAUGAAUGUGAACCCUGUAACUGCAAUGGCCAUUCCUUUGAAUGUGUGUAUGACCCUGAGGUCGAUGAACGCAAAGGAAGCUUGAAUCGCCAUGGUCGUUAUGAAGGAGGCGGUGUCUGCAUUAAUUGUCAAGACAACACUGCUGGGGUCAACUGUGAGCGAUGCAUCCAUGGAUAUCAUCGUGCACCUGACAUGCCAGCAGAUUCUGUGAAUGCCUGCCUUCCUUGUAAUUGCAAUUCAGAGUUCACAGAAGGUGCCUGUGAGGAUAAUACAGGCCGCUGUUACUGUAAGUACAAUUAUGCUGGUGAGAACUGUGACUACUGCGCUGAGGGAUACUACAACUUCCCCAACUGUUACCUUUUACCAGUAGAUCCCACACAAUCAACAGGGGCUCUCAUUCAUGUUGGAAAAAUAAUAAACUGUGACUGCAGUGCAGCGGGAACCCAGAACAACGACUGCCAGCCAGACCCGAGCACAGGGCACUGUAACUGCAAGCCAAACUUCACAGGUCGCUUCUGUAAACAGUGCAUGCCCCAUCACUUCGGAGCAAACUGCCAGCCAUGCCGCUGUUUGGGCCCAGGCGUUACUGGCGGGAGCUGCAAUGAAGAGACUGGACAGUGCAUUUGUCGUCAGGGGUUUGAAGGUUUCUACUGUGACCAGUGUGCCCCCGGCUACUUUAACUAUCCCCUCUGUCAAUUGUGUAGCUGCAGCGUUGCUGGCAGCUUGCCUGAGGUUUGCGAUCACUCUGGUCGUUGCCUGUGCAAGCCCGAAUUCGAUGGAGCUCGCUGCGACCAAUGUGCUACUGGAUUUCAUUCCUACCCUCGCUGCCAAGUUUGUUCCUGUGAUGUUCGUGGAUCAGUGGACAAUUUCUGUGGAUCUACAGGCCAGUGCCAGUGUCAUCCCAGCUAUGCAGGCCCCACAUGCAACCAGUGUGCGCCUGGUUUCUAUGGAUACCCCAGCUGUACAUCCUGUCGGUGUACCUUGGAAGGCUCAUAUAUUAACUCUUGUGACCAAGAAACAGGGAGGUGCAGCUGUCGCCCACUUGUGACGGGGCUGCAUUGUGACACAUGUGUCGAAGGAGCUUAUGGGUUUCCUGAUUGUCGAGUGGCUUCCUGUGACCCAGCUGGCUCCACAUCUCUCUCCUCUGACACUGAAUCUUGUCAAUGUCGGGCAAAUGUUGAAGGUUCAGCGUGUGAUAAGUGCAAGCCUCUUUAUUGGAAUCUUUCAAUAGAAAACCCACGAGGAUGUACCAGUUGUCAAUGCCAUAUCGAAGGUACAUUAAACGGUGUUGCGGAGUGCCUGCAGAGUGAUGGCCAAUGUUUCUGUAAACCAAAUGUCUGCACUCACCAUUGCACAACUUGUAAAGCAGGAUACUAUAACCUCGACCACAGGAAUUAUUUUGGCUGUCAAGGCUGCCAGUGUGAUAUAGGAGGCUCAGUGGGUAGUGCAUGUGCUGACCGAUCAGGAAGUUGUCAAUGCAGACAGAAUAUCGAAGGACGUACAUGCAACCAAGCAAGGCCUGAACACUACUUUCCUGACCUGCAUCAUCUGGGAUUUGAGAUUGAGGAUGGCACAACCCCUGAUGGGAGAGCCGUUCGUUUUGGCUUUAAUCCACUUGAGUUUGAAAACUUUAGCUGGAGGGGUUAUGCGCAGAUGUCUCCAAUUCAGCCUAAGGUAGUUGUGACUGUCAAUGUGACUUCCCCUGACCUGUUUCGCAUUGUCUUCCGCUAUGUGAACCGCGGAUCUACUGAUGUGAAAGGAAUGGUCAUGGUCAGCGAAAUAAGUCUUGAAUGUGGGAACUGUAAGUGGCUUUUCGACCUAUCUUUACAUUAUAUACCUUUGCUUAUGAUUCACCCCUUUCUGCAAGUCUUACGAUUAGCUCCAAAUAGAGUCAAAAUAACGAUGCAUAUGAUGGAUUCGGAGCUUUAUUUGUUUCGUUUCAUCUUGAGGUAUAUUAAUGCAGGAUCUGCCACUGUGUUUGGCAAAGUUACAGCUUAUCAGGGACAAAGACCAGGUUCUGAACAGACAAAGCAGAUCAUUUUUGCCCCCAGCACAGAGCCAACCUUUGUCACUGUGCCACAGAAUACAUUUGUGGAACCGUUUGUGCUGAAUCCUGGGGCAUGGUCGGUGGUCAUCGAAGCAGAGGGAAUCCUCUUGGAUUACCUUGUCCUUCUACCGAGUGCUUACUAUGAAGCACCAAUCCUACAGCUCAAAGUGACUGAACCCUGCACCUAUACAAUAAACCCUGAAGACACCACUCAAAAUUGUUUGAUGUACAGGCACUUACCCCUGGAUGGCUUCCCCUCAGUCAUGGCUGCAGAAGGCAUGUGUGCCUUUGACAACUAUCUCCAUAGCCAGUGUCAGGUGGUGCAGCUCACUCCAAGACAUCCAUCAAUGGUUCUCCUUAAUGCUGAGCAGGUUAAUGUGCAGUUGAUGAUGAGGGUUCCGCAUUCAGGCACCUAUGUGGUGCUGAUUGAAUAUGCAACUGAGACAGAUCCAGGCCAAAGUAUCAGUGUCCGUAUGAAUGCUUUAGGAGGCCAACAGCAACCAGACACCAUCAGACUGAAUUAUUGCAAAUACAGUUUUCUGUGUCAUGGAGUUGCAACUGAUUCUUUGAAUCGUGUCGCAGUGUAUGAAUUACCAACUAACGUGGAACUGCAGAUCGUUGCUGAUUCAGCUAACAUCCUCCUGAACAAAAUAUACCUCAUACCCCAUGAACAAUUCACCAUGGAAUAUGUACUGCCAGGAGUACACUGCAUCAGUACUCAUGGAACAUUUGCACCAGACAGUGGCUCCUGCACCACCUCCAGGUUCCAGAAGCCUUCUCAAUCCAUUAUCCUGAGAGAAGGAGAAAUUUCCUCUCCCUCGACACUGCUGCACCUUUAUCCACUCAGAACCCUUGACCGACUGCAACAGCCUCCCAUUCAACCACCUACCAUUGUGGAGACAACUGACUUGAUCUUACUUCGGUCCCCUCAGACUGUUGCCACCUUCAGCAGCCGUAUUCCGACUCCGGGGCGAUAUGCCUUCGUGAUUCACUUCUAUCAACCAGACCACCCUUCCUACCCCGCUGAGGUACUGAUUAAUGGAGGCCGGAUUUGGCAAGUCUCUGUCCUUCAGGACUACAUUUUGAUCAUACCAGAAGCUAGUUACAAUUCAAACUACCUUGUCGAAGAACCUUUAGACAAGUCUUAUGAUUUCAUCAGCACUUGUGGAGGAAACAGUUUCUAUAUCAACCCCACGACGGCAUCAAAGUUCUGCAAAGACUCUGCAGUGUCCCUCGCUGCAUUCUACAACAAUGGUGCCCUGCCUUGCAUGUGCCAUGAAGUGGGCGCUACCAGCUCAUCCUGUGACCCCUUUGGAGGGCAGUGCCAAUGCCGACCCAAUGUGAUUGGCCGUGACUGUUCCCGGUGUGCUACUGGCUACUAUGGAUUCCCUAACUGCAGGCCAUGUAACUGUGGCAAGCGUUUGUGUGAAGAGGUCACAGGUCACUGUAUCUGCCCCCCACGGACCAUUCAACCGGAGUGCAUUGUCUGUGAGCCCCAGACGUUUGGCUGCCACCCACUGGUCGGCUGUGAAGAAUGCAACUGCUCACACUCAGGAAUUCGAGAUAGGACCAGACCUGGAUGCAACAGUGAGAGUGGACAGUGCAGGUGCAAGCCUAAUGUAACUGGACGUCGAUGUGAUCGCUGUGCUCCUGGAUAUUACCACUACCCUGACUGUAUGCCAUGCAACUGUAAUGAAGCUGGAACCCAAGCCAGCAUCUGUGACUCUGUCACCGGGCAAUGUCAUUGCAAGGAAAAUGUGGAAGGCCCACAAUGCGACACCUGCCGCCUGGGAACAUUCUACUUGGAUCGAGCCAAUCCUAAAGGUUGUACCAGCUGUUUCUGCUUCGGAGCUACUGACCGGUGCCAGAUCUCUGAUAAGAGAAGAACUGCGUUUGAACAUAUGAGUGGCUGGAAGUUGAUGGGUAGCGAUCGUCAAGAGUUGCUGGUAACCCCCAAUCCGGAGGACAGAGAGGUUACAGCUGAUGUGGCCGAUAUCUCCCAGGAGCUGUACUGGCAGGCAUCACUUCCUUAUCUUGGAGACCAGAUUUCAUCAUACGGAGGACACUUGAUGUAUCAGCUUCGGUCUGAAGUGCAACGUGGUGACAUCAUCUCUUUACCAGUUGAAUCUCGCCCUGAUGUAAUUUUGAAGGGCAACCAAAUGACCAUUAUGUAUGUAGCAAAGGAUUAUCCAGCACCUGGAGAACUGCAUGAAAGUUGGCUUCAAUUGGUGGAGAGUAAUUUCAGGCAUGCGCAAACACACAACCCUGUGUCCAGAGAAGAAAUGAUGAUGGUGUUGGCCAGCCUGGAUGGUCUUCAGAUUCGAGCCCUUCACUCCCAACUGGCCAAGCUUGUUGCACUGAGGAAUGUGAUACUUGAGCAAGCUUCUGACACUGGAGAAGGGAGUGUGGCCAGCAAUGUAGAAAUCUGUCACUGUCCAGCUAAUUACAUGGGGGAUUCCUGUCAGGACUGUUCACCAGGCUAUUAUCGAGAUACAAAGGGUCUUUUCCUGGGUAAGUGCGUGCCUUGUAACUGCAAUGGCCACUCAGACCAGUGCCUCGAUGGAUCAGGAAUAUGUGUCAACUGCCAGCAUAACACUGAAGGAGAGAACUGUGAGCGCUGCAAGACUGGCUUAGUUGAAAAUGCCACAUUUGGAGCAGCAUCACUUUGUGUUCAGUGUCCCUGCCCCCUCACUGUUUCUUCGAACAACUUUGCAAAGGAUUGUAUCAAUCAUGGAGAUCGUACACAGUGUCUCUGUAAGCCAGGCUAUGCUGGUUUAAAAUGUGAAAGGUGUGCCCCAGGUUACUAUGGAAACCCAAUGGUAUUGGGCAGUGAAUGUCGACCAUGCAACUGUAACAGCAAUACAGAUUCUAAUAUGCUCUUCAGUAAUUGUGAUUCACUGACUGGCAUUUGUCUAGGCUGCAUGCAUAACACAGCUGGGCCUCAUUGUGAACUCUGCGCACCAGGUUUCUAUGGAGAUGCAGUGAUAGCCAAGGACUGUGCCCCAUGCAAUUGUUCACCAUGUGGCACAGAAUCAUGUGAUGAUAGGACUGGUGAGUGUCAAUGCAAACCUGGUGUGACAGGACCACACUGUGACCAAUGUGAGGCUGGAUAUUAUGGAUAUGACAGCUGCACUGGUUGCCAGAGGUGUUCCUGUGAUAUUGCUUCUCGGGACGAAACCUGUGACAUUCAGACUGGCCAGUGCCCGUGCAUGCCUGGCGCGAGUGGACUCCAGUGUCAGCAUUGUGCCCCAGGCUAUUGGAGCCACUCUUCAAAUGGAUGCAGAAGGUGUAAUUGUAAUGGGGGAUCAUGUAACCCUCGGACUGGUGACUGCACGUGUAACAAUGGUUUGGGAGGCAGACAGUGUGAUACCUGUUUACAGACACAUCAGAUCCCUGUUGUUGACAAUUUGGAUUCUAUGAAGUGUGAGCCUUGUGAUAGUUGUGUGGUGGCCCUUUUGGAAGAUCUCAACAAGACAGCUGCAUUGCUGCCUGACAUCGAGGGCCAGCUUUCAAACUUGACCGCAAGCUCCAUCGCAUGGGCGCGCAUGAACGCUCUGAACGAUAGCAUCGCACCGCUUGAGGAUGAACUGAGCAAGCAGCAUGAAUCACAGGAUCAAACCAAAGAUCAUUUGGAUGAGCUGGAGACUGACAGCAUGAAUUUAAUACAAGACCUGGUUGCCUCUGAAGAAAAGGUCACCAUGAUAAAUAAGGAGGUUGUGGCACUGGGAGAGAGUGUUGAUGCAACCCACCAACGUGCUAGUGGCUUGCUUAACAAUAUCACGGAUCUCAAAGGGAACAUUUUGGAUCUAAUUGACCAGAUGAAUAAGACGCAGUUGGAUACCAGCAUGCCGUCUGCCGACGAGUUUGUACAGAAAUUUGCAGAGGUGGAGAAGUUAUUGAAAGAAAUGAGAGGCCGAAAUUUUAGCAGUCAGCAAGAUAUGGCUGAGAAAGAGGAAGAUGAAGCAAAUAAACUACUUGAACGAGUCCAGAAGCAGCUGGAGAAAACGUUGCAAGAUAUUAAGGAUCUUGUUGCACACAUAAGUGAUAAACUGUCGAAGUAUAAUUCGGAAUUGAUGGACCUUAGGGAUAUCCUUAAUGAAGCAGUUAACAAAACUGGACAAGCCAAUGAAAAGAACAAUAUUAACGAGUAUUUACUGGCAGAGAACAUGCAAAAAGUUGAUGAAUUGGAGGAUCGGUACAAGCGAGUGAAGGAAGUGCUGAAAAUGGCAAGUGAUUUCUUGGCACAAGUUUCUGACCUCCUCCAGAUGUUCGAUGGUGCUAAGGAGGAAUAUGAGCGAUUGGCAGCAAUGUUGGAUGGUGCCAGAAUGCCCCUCAUUGAAAAGGUGAAGAAAUUCUCACCAGCCAGCAGCAAAAUUCCAAUUAUUGAGCGUGCUGAGGAACAUGCACAGUUCCUGGAUGAGCUUGCAAAAAAUCUGUCCAGGGCAAUUGAAGAUACAAACCAAGAUGGAUUUAUACAGCGAGCAGUGAACGCAUCCAAUGCAUAUGCUGGUAUUAUUGAGGCAGUGGAAAGAGCCAAGGCUGCAGCGAAAGAGGCCGAUGAGGCAGCAACGAAGGCUUUAAAGCAAGUGAUGGAUGAAGAUUUAGCCCAAGAAGCAGCUAAUUUGAAGAAGGCAAGCAUGCUGCUUGAGAAGGAAGCUAAAAAAGCUCAGAAGAAAUCUGAAGAAGAACUGAAACCGAAACUGAAAGCGUCAAAGGAACGGAUGGAAGAUGCAAAGGCCAAGAAAGAGCAGCUCCUCAAUCAGCUGACAUCACUUCAAGAUAUGCUGAAAGAUAUUACUAGAGGCGAUAUCAGCGAUACUAUUGCAAGUGCUAAGCAUGUAGCUGCGACUGCCAAUCGCACAGCUGUGAACGUGCAGAACACACUGGUGCCCAUGAAAAAGAACCUCGAGCAAUGGCAAGAGAAAUAUGGUGGAGCACCUUCUGACAGUGAGGAGUUUAACAAAACUCUCCAAGAAGCAAAUAAGUCUGUGGCAGCUCUGAACGAAACCAUCCCACUUCUCCUGGAUAAGUUAAAUAAACUGGAAGCCCGGAACCAGACGUCAAAUAUUUCUGCAAGCAUCGAUCGCAUUCGCUUAUUAAUCUCCCAGGCCAGAAAUGCUGCCAACAAGGUCAAGGUACCGAUGAAAUUUAAUGGCACUUCGGGUGUGCAGGUGCGAUCGCCUAGCAACCCUGAUGACCUGAGGGCGUACACCUCUCUGACCUUCUACAUUCAAAGAGAACCAGCUCAGAAACGGAGAAGGAAGCAAGCCAGAAGUUCCUCCAAUCAGUUUGUUCUGUACCUUGGCGGACAAAAUCCUCAUGGGGAUUACAUGGGCGUUGCUGUGAAGAAUGGUAAACUGGAGUGGGUUUACAAACUGGGCGGCGAAGAGGCCACUCUGCAAGCAGAUUCUGAUGUCAGCGACGAUAGAUUCGAUACAGUCAGGCUGGAGAGGAUACUACAAUAUGGUCAAAUCUCAUACAGUAUUGAAAAAGGCACAGUGACUGAAACCAAAGGAAACGGGUUUGCCAAAGGCAAUGAUGCCUUACUGAAUCUCAACCCUGAAGAUGUUGUGUUUUAUGUUGGUGGCUACCCGCCUGAAUUCACUCCUCCGAAAACUUUGAAGUAUCCCAAUUUUAAAGGGUGUAUUGAACUUGGAACCCUCAACACACAGGUCAUCAGUCUGUACAACCUGGUCCAAACAUUUGAUCUAAACACCACAGCAGAUGAGCCCUGCAGAAGGUUCAAAUCGACUCAGGGUCCAGACAGUGCUUACUUUGAUGGUACAGGAUAUGCCGAAAUCAAAAUGCCAGGUUCAUUUUCCUCCGUGUCUCGUUUUGAACAAGAGGUUCGGAUUGUUUCUUACUCUGGAAUCCUCUUCUUCAUGCAGGAAAAGGAAAAAUACCUCUGUCUGACCAUUGAGAAUGGAAAACUUGUUCUGUUUGUUUACUUAAACAACGAACUCAAAAUUGAGCGCAACAAUGAAAAUCAAAACUUACUCAGUGAUGGAUUUCCCCAUCAGAUCCAGAUAAUUAUGGUAUUUUCCAAAAAAGUGAAGAUUUAUGUACGUGUGGACCGGAAAACUGUUCUUUCUUCUGAACGAGAUGCAUCACGUCCUUCGAUUUCCAAGUACUAUCUUGGCGGAGUGCCUGUAGAGAAACUCCCAGACAAUCUGAGGAGUCAGUUCCCGACAGGGGGCUCUAUAAAAGGCUGUAUGCGCAGCGUGAAGGCUCUGGACAAAAAUUUAGAUCUGAAACGUGAGAAGACCAUUGGGAUCAGUUAUGGAUGUUCUACAAACCUACUGGUGUCACGUUCUGCAGACUUCAAAGGCCAGGGAUAUCUGAGCCUGACCCCUCAGAAUGUCCCAAUGCUUCGCAACAACUUCAUUUCAGGAUUUGGCUUCCAGACCCAGCAGCGAAACGCCCUGAUGUUUUACUAUCCCUCGCCGGAAGGAAACUGUCAAGUUUCUCUGAAGCAAGGAUUAGUGACACUUAAGGCAUUUAAUACUGAAGUUAAAAGUCAAACUGAGUAUACAGAUGGGAGCCCACAUUAUGUCUCUUUUUCCAUUACAAAUGAACAGCUUAAAAUGACCAUUGAUGAUCAGGAAAAGCAGGAAUCAAAAUUAGCGAAGAGAAAGCGACGCCAAUCUGGAGAGAUUGAGAAGGGGCAGAUCUAUUUUGGUGGUGUACCAGGGGCUGAUCUCGGUGCCAACCUAACAGGUUGUAUCAGCAAUGUUUUCAUUUAUCGCAAGGACUCAGAUGAGCAAUCAGUUGUAGAUCUCCAGAAGCAUAAGGUAAUGGUUGGGGCAGAGUUAAACAGUUGCCCCAGUGAAAAGCCACCCCAGCAGAUCCGAUCGCACAAGAGGGAGAAAUCCAGACAGGCAAUAACCAAGCUUGAGAGUGAACAGCAACUUUCUGCAAGUUGCCAGUUGCCAAAGAUGCCAGCAGCCAGUGAUGCUCACUAUUUCAGGGGCUCCCAUCUCAGCCGUCUGGAGUAUGACAAUAUCCCAGAUUCAUUUCACAUGAGGUCUAGAUUUUCUUUGGACGUUCUCUGUAAUUCAUCCCAUGGGAUGCUUUUCUAUGUGUCCAAUGAACUGGAAACUUCCUUCAUGGCUCUCUUGGUUUCCAAAGGCCGUUUUGUCUUUCUCUUUGAUAUCAAAGGGAAAAAGUUGAGAAUUCCAAGUAAGGAAACGUGUACUGAUGGAAAGUGGCACACAGUAUUUUUCAGUAGAGACAGAAAUCAAGGGCAGUUGGUGAUAGAUGGUCUCCGAGUGCAAAGCAGCACAAUUUUGGUCACAGCUUCGUUAGAUGUCAGACCUCCAUUCUAUGUGGGUGCAGUACCAAAAGGAAAAGCAAGAAGGAUUGCUCAGGGAAUUCCUGCUGCCAAGUUCAAUGGUUGUAUCCGAAAAUUCCAACUAGAUGGAAAGGUUAUGGAUCCUCCUUCACGUACUUAUGAUGUGGCACCAUGUUUUGAGCGAAAUUUGGAAACAGGAACAUUUUUCUCAGUUGCGGAUGGCUAUUUAAUUAUAGACGAGUCUUUCAUUGUUGGUAAAGAUUAUGAGCUGAUGCUUGAAGUACGGCCCAGGAGUUUGUCAGGUGUACUUUGCCAUGUUGGGAGAAAACGAAGCCUUUACUUAAGUUUGUAUGUUGAAAAUGGAAAGGUUAUAGUGCAGUUAAAUAAUGGAGCUGGGGAAUUCUCUGUGUCAGUCAUUCCACAACAGUCUCUCUGUGAUGGACAGUGGCAUCAUAUUGCAGUUAUUAAAAGGAAGAAUGUGAUACAACUUGAUGUGGACACUGACAGUAAGCACACAGUAGGGCCAUUACACAGUCCUCGUACCAAUUCCAAAGAAAUACUGUAUCUGGGAGGUGUACCAGAGACAGUGCAAAUGUCAAUGUUGUCUUCGAUACGUUACUCAUUUGUUGGCUGUGUAAAGAACGUAUUAAUUAAUCAGAAGCCUGUACAAUUGAAUCGACCAGGAUCCAUCUAUGGUGGUGUUAGCACCAGUGGUUGUCCACUAUUGUAAAUAGGAAAAAAGUCAAAGAACACUUUACCAGGGCUGUUGAUUUCUGAUCCACUUAUGCACUUAAAUAUUUGUACUGUAUUUCAGAAUCUUGCUGUGGAUUUUUAUAAAUUUAAGCUAUUUUAAUGGACUUUUUAUUUGGUAUUUUGGGAGGAAAAAUUUAUCCUGUGACACUGGUUUUACAUUAUCUUGUAAUUAAGAUCCCUAAUUCACAUUUGUAGCACUGAUUGUGCAAAACACUGGUACAAGAUUUGAACGAAAAUAAAACUUGUAUUGAUUCUUA
Chiloscyllium plagiosum (whitespotted bambooshark) is the source of this 11687-nucleotide messenger RNA. Lineage: Eukaryota; Metazoa; Chordata; Chondrichthyes; Orectolobiformes; Hemiscylliidae. The record is from RefSeq and is a predicted model, not a curated record.